Messenger RNA from Westerdykella ornata, 2379 nucleotides. Its product is annotated as alpha/beta-hydrolase. NCBI's taxonomy places the organism in Eukaryota, Fungi, Ascomycota, Dothideomycetes, Pleosporales, Sporormiaceae. The coding region runs from base 296 to 2113 and encodes 605 amino acids. Gene Ontology annotation, biological process: lipid metabolic process. The transcript has 2 exons. The record is from RefSeq and is a predicted model, not a curated record.
GGCGAUUGACGGACCUACAACAUCUUGCUGCUAGACGAGAGUGCUCACAAGCAGUACACCUGAAAUCUGAAUAGGAGGAGAAGGAUUGUGGUUGCUGUAUCAAGGUGCCGCCGCAUCAGAACCUUCAGAGAUGACUGGAUGUCACAUGGUUGUAGAUCGAACCUUGGAAGUCGCCCUGGCAGGGACGAGUGCACGAGCAUAACCCAAUUCACUUCAAUCAGAGAAUAGAGAGCUCACCAGCUCACCAAGCAGAAAUUAACAACCGCCGAACAAGAGCAAUAGAGGUCUCCCAUCGAUGACUAUUGGAGCAAUGACGCUAGCCACUUUCGGCAAUGGACGGAAGGGGAGGAAGAAGCAUAAGAGCGACAAACCGACGAACUCAUACAUGCAACACGAAAAUCAGUCGAUAUCACCUCUUCCGGCCCAUUCUUUACAACAGGAACAAUCGUUCCCACAAUAUGGCUCCCGUCCGCCCUACCCUCCUCACCCAUGUUACCCAACCUACAUGUAUUCCACGGAAGCAACACCAUCAACACCAUCCACGCUACCAGCCUCAAAGUCCCGGGCCAACCUCCGAGAAACUUUAUCUGCCCAAGCAGGUAAAAGCGUCACCCGGCUGAUUUCAAAGACCUCACAGUAUCUCGAUCCACACCAGAGCAGUUGCCAAACCGUGAACCAGGCCGCCGCGUUAUGCGAUCUGAUCAGCUCGAAGCUGGACACAAUCAUUACCAGUAUUGAUGAAGAGCGUUUCAGCGGUAGAGAGAACGAUCUCUUUAUCUACGAUAUCCCUGAACCAUACUCCUCGCAAGCUACGACUUCCCCCGAAACAACACGGAGAUUCCUUUCACCAAACACGGCAUAUCCCAGUUCAGCCGGAAGAAAAGGCUCAAAUCACUUCUCCAAAGUAUGGCUAUACGCCAACUCUCGUCUUCCCCCUCACCUUCCACCCUUCAAAGUCUACCUUCCCACUUGGCCCCUCCUCUGCCUGGCCGCCACCCACUCCCUCCGCGUCUACUCCACCCCAGCCACCCCGACACCUUCAGCAUCCCCCCACCCCCUAUCCCACGAAACCCACAUCCCCAGCAACUGGCGCUCCGGCACCAAAGCCAUAACCCUCACCUCCCUCCCCCUGGACUCCAUGCACACCAUCAUCUUCUCCAUCCGCGGCUCCGCCACCUUCAUGGACUGGGCCGUAAACUCCAAAUCCGCACCCACCAGCCCCCAAGGCUUCCUCGACGACGACGGAAACCUCUGCCACGAGGGCUUCCUGCACGUAGCCCGGAAAAUGGUACCCCUAGCCGCCGAACGUCUGCGGACAUUACUCCAAGAGAAUCCAUGCCGCAAAGAAGCGAGUCUCCUCAUCACGGGCCACAGUGCCGGCGGCGCAGUCGCCGCGCUCCUCUACGCGCACAUGCUGAGUCGGCACGUCCAGUCCGAACUUAGCUACUUAACGGGGUUCUUCAAAAGGGUGCACUGCGUGACGUUCGGCGCACCCCCGAUUAGUCUCCUGCCGCUGCAGAAACCGGACGAGAAGAGGUAUAGGAAGAGCAUGUUUUUCAGCUUCGUGAAUGAGGGGGAUCCCGUGCCGAGGGCGGAUAGAAGCGUGGUGGGCAGUUUGCUGAGGUUGUAUGCUUCGCCUGCUCCGACGGCGGGGUCGGCGACUGUGGGGACUUUGUAUACGCAGACGGUGGCGUCGUUGUCGAAGUUGAGUUUGUCGGGGGGAGGUUCGGAUGCGACAAAGACGGCAGAGUCGAAGCACUUGACGCAUUCGACGGCUGCCCCGCCGAUCUGGGAUAUUCCGCCCACCACGCUCAGCGUGGCCGGCCGCAUCGUCGUUCUCCGAGAGAGGCCUCGGCGCUCACAGCAGCACCAUCGUCGUCUUCGAGGUUUCUUCCACUCGCAGUCUCAGUCUCAGUCUCAGUCUCAGUCUCAGUCUCAGUCCCAAUCGCAAGAGCCGGUCUCUCUGCACGAGGAUGAAGAUAUUGAAGCCGUGACGGUAGAUGAUCAGUUGCUGAGGACGGUCGUGUAUGGGGAUCCACUGAGGCAUAUGAUGAGCUUGUAUAAGAGGCGGAUUGAGGUUCUGGCUACGAGGGCGGUUACGGUGGGAGGGUGAUGGUGGUAGCAAGGGGAAUGGUGGAAAGGAAAAACGAAUGGUCUUAGGAGUCUAAAUGGUGAUUCUACCGCUCCGGUAGUAUUGUGAUUUGAAUGAUGUAUGAUGCUUUGGGCGAUUAUGAGUUUACGUUUCCAGAAGCAAGUUGAUAUAAUAUCACGGGGUUUGGAGCUGGCAUGAGGCGCAGAGGAGUUGAAGGAUAAAGGGAUAGUACAUAUGUAUUGCUAUUGUACACUUUGCAGUCUGAUAUUCGCCAUCUAUACGCAGGG